AUGAUAAACCUUUAAUUGCCUAGGAUACUGGUCCGGUGUGUGGAACUGAUGGCAAGAUUUACAAGAAUGAAUGUCUCAUGAGAAAAGAAAAUUGUGGAGACGAAAUAAGCGUGGCUGACUGGACCGUGUGUUCUUCAGUAAAUGGAUCUGCAUGUGAACAUAAAUGUGACAAGGAGAUAGAUCUGGUUUGUGGAACGGAUGGUAGAACAUAUAUCAAUCAGUGUUUUCUUCAAGUAGAAAAAUGUCUAAGAGAGGUCGAGGUUGCGCAUUAUGGAGCUUGCUUUAACUCUACAUCUCGAACCACGAUAUGUCCUGAAUCUUGUACUGGAGCUGCCCGUGACGGACCGGUGUGCGGCAGCAACGGCAAUGUGUACAUAAACAGCUGUGAACUAAACAGACAAACAUGCGGACAACAAGUUGUUGUUGCUCAUCGGAGGCAUUGUAAGGUUACAGAACAUUGUGAUGAAACCUGUUAUAAAGUUAGCAAGGUUAGCUGUGGGUCGGAUGGUAAGCUGUAUAACAAUGGAUGUCAGAUGAAGAGGAAAAAUUGUGGAAAACAUAUUUACGAGGUACCUAUUGGAUACUGCUUGAACCGUCUAUAUAGAACGUCUUGUCCCCUUGAUUGCACCGAUAUAAGUGUUGCAUUAACUUGCGGCAGUGAUGGACAGAUAUAUUCAAGUGAAUGCGAACUUAGAAGAGCAGACUGUGGUUUCCCCCUUCUUACCUUUAAGAAAAUAACAAAGGUACUUCUUGAGAACUGUAAGAGAAGGAUGGAAACCUGCUCCAGGAUGGUUCAGUGUCCGGAUGAAGAAUCUGCUGUUUGUGGAAACAACGGUAUCACAUAUAGGAACAAGUGUGAAUUACAAGAGGCAACCUGUAAAUCCGGAGUUCAGCUGUCCCAUACCGGUUCCUGCCAGGAUCUUUCCAAACCAAACCUACCCUGCCCACGUGCCUGCCCAGAGACAAAUCAAACCCAGGUUGUCUGUGCCUCGAACGGAAACGUGUAUCCAAGUUUGUGUCAUCUCAGACGAGAAACCUGCGGGCAGAGGGUCAACCCGACCAGCCUAGACAUGUGCCAACUUACAAGAUAUUGUGAGGAGGACUGUACGGAUAAAUCUGAAGAAUAUAUCUGCGGCUCUGAUAAUUCUCUUUACUCUAAUGUUUGUCAAAUGAGGAAAGAAAACUGUGGGAAGCAUAUUUACAGGGUGCCCGUAUCCAAGUGCUUGUCUGUGUUCCAAUGGAAGGGGUGUGCCCGAGUGUGCCCGCCUACCCUCGACCCUGUCUGCGGAUCUGAUGGGAAAACUUAUUUAAAUCCUUGUUUUAUGCAACAAGAAACCUGCAGGGCCCGAAGCUUGGGGACUGGAGUGAGUAUUGAAUAUUAUGGAAGAUGCGGUGAUCCAAGACAACAGCCCAAAUUCCUUCCGUACUUUCAACCACAGAUAGAGUACAAUGUACUUUAGGAUAUAUAUUUUACUUUCAACCACAAAUAGAGUACAAUGUAUUUUAGGAUAUAUUUAUUGCUACUUUCAACCACAAAUAGAGUACAAUGUACUUUAGGACAUAUAUAUUUUUUUAUGAUAUUUCAAACACAAAUUAGGACAAUACACUUUAGAAUAUUU
Molecule: messenger RNA, 1619 nt
Organism: Eurytemora carolleeae
Lineage: Eukaryota; Metazoa; Arthropoda; Copepoda; Calanoida; Temoridae
Product: agrin
Exons: 16
Coding region: 78-1460 (460 amino acids)
Biological process (GO): multicellular organism development; cell differentiation
Molecular function (GO): protein binding
Source: RefSeq, a predicted model, not a curated record